GUACGUGUCAAUUGUGCGUGAGUGCUUUGGAGCCUUUGUGCAUCUCUUCACCAACAGGAAUGUUUGGGCGGUGUUCUAGACGUCCCGUAUACAUGGAAACGGCUGCAAAGGCUGGCCAGGGUCAAUCGCGCGGAUGACGCUAGGGGAAGCUCGGACCACGACUUCAACUUUCUCGAGCAGACGCGGCUUGCGACACCCAGAGCCGACCACCCAGUCGCUCUCUUCUCAUGUCGACACGCCGAAAUGACCAGCAUUGACGACCUCUUCAAGGGCACCAGCUCGGCGAUCAAGCGCAAAUUCGAGAACCCGUCCGAAGCCGAUCCCACGCAAGCAUUCAAGUCGGCGAAACUCAGCUCGAACAGCGAUGCCAAGCGACCCGCACAUGCCUAUGUGGCAGAAGAGGACGACGAUGAGGAAGCCGGCCCUUCCUUGCCUCCAGAUUUUGGCGACGAAGAGGGCGACGACGAGGAUGGCCGCUUCUUCGGCGGCGGAAUCGAUGAGGACGCAAAAGAUGCCUUGGACUACCUGGACGCACAAGACGGGGAGGAAGCGAUAGGCGAAGAAAGAUACGACUCAUCAUGGCUGCGGAAAAUGGCGGUCAACUUCGAGAAGAAGGUCAGCAAGAACGCAUCGUUGCGUGCAAAGUACGAGGACGACCCGUCCAAGUUCAUGGAGUCGGAGGGCGACCUGGACGAGAGCAUCAAGGGCCUCAGCAUACUAUCAGAGCACUCCGAACUCUACGAGGAGUUCGCCAGGAGCUCAGCAGCGACAAAGCUGGUGGAAUUGCUAGCGCACGAUAACACGGACAUCGCGAUUGCCGCCAUCGAGAUGAUCUCGGAGCUCACAGACGAAGAUGUCGAGGCGGAACAGGAGCAGUGGGAUGCGCUUGUAUCGGCGUUCCUCGAGGCAGACCUCCUGGGUCUCCUCAUCUCCAAUUUCGGCCGCUUCGACGAGAGCAAUGCGGAGGAUGCAUCGGGCGUGUACCAUUCACUCAGCGUUAUCGAGGCACUCCUAUCGCAACCCGCAAAUACAGAUCUCGUUGGAAAAGAGAAGAAAUUGCUGGAUUGGCUGCUCAACCGGAUACAACAAUCCGAAAAAUCCACGACGCAAAACAAGCAAUACGCAUCCGAGAUCCUCUCCAUCCUUACCCAAUCCUCGCGGCCAAACCGCAAGCGCGUAACCGAAUCGAACGGCGUCGACAUCUUCCUCACACAGCUCGCGCCUUAUCGACGAAGUGACCCCGAGAAGGAGAGCGCGGAGGAAGAAUACAUGGAGAAUUUGUUCAACUGCCUGACCUCUUUGGUUGACGAACCAGAAGGGAAGAUGAAGCUCAUGGACGCAGAAGGCGUGGAGCUGUGUCUACUCAUGGUAAGAGACGGCAAGACAAGCAAAAGCAGAUCACUCAAGGUCUUGGAUCAUGCCAGUGGAUACGCGGAAUCAACGCCGUCCGAAGAGGCGCAGACCAAUGGUGAUAGCUCCAAAGCCAAGGGCAAGCAGGCCGUGGAGAGCCCGUCCAACACUGCAGCUCCGGUCUGCGAGAAGAUUGUCGAAGCGCGAGGCCUCAAACCCAUCUUCAGCACCUUUAUGAAAACCAAGAAACCCGAUCCCGAGACGACCGAACACAUUCUUGGUAUCUUCGCUUCCUUACUCCGCUCAUUACCUGCCAAUACCGACAGCCGCUUCCGCGUUCUUGCCAAAUUCCUCGAGAAAGACUACGAGAAGGUUGAUAAACUUGUAGCCCUGCGCAGAGACUACGCUGCGCGCGUGGCCGCCUUCGAUGCCAAGCUCAAGGACCGGAAACGGGGGUUGUCCAAAGAAGAGCAGGAAGAACUCGACGUGGAGAACAUACCCGCACGGCUUGACGAAGGGCUGUAUUGCUUGGAGCGUGUAGACGCAAUCCUUGCCUGGCUGGUAGCUGAAGACGACGGGGCAAAGAAAGCUAUUGUGAAGGCGCUUGGGGUGCGCGAUGAGAGCUUGAAGGACGUCAAGAAGACGCUACAAGCACAACUGAAUGGCGUUUUGGAAGUGGAACCUGCUGAGCGGGAGAUGCUGGAGACAUUGAUGGCGUUCCUGCAGUGAACGCUCAAGCAUCCGCGAUCAUCUCGUUUUGGUAAUUUGUGCGAGUAGUCAUUGUACCAUAGCCGAGGCAGCACAUGCGCGUCGCGGACACAUCGAUGCAAAAUUUAAUGAGCAUCUUUGAGAGCCACAAUUAAUCGCCCUCCGUCGAAAGCUCUAGAGGCUAAGCAUGGAUAUAGUUCUCCGCCUCGCAGGUAUGCGACUAGCCCGAGCCUGGAG
This is a messenger RNA of Paraphaeosphaeria sporulosa, 2295 nucleotides long. Its product is annotated as DUF1716-domain-containing protein. Lineage: Eukaryota; Fungi; Ascomycota; Dothideomycetes; Pleosporales; Didymosphaeriaceae. Gene Ontology annotation, cellular component: spliceosomal complex. The record is from RefSeq and is a predicted model, not a curated record. The transcript has a single exon. The coding region runs from base 244 to 2079 and encodes 611 amino acids.